AUGUCCAAGGAGGAGGAGCCCAUGGAGACGGCGGACACGAAUGAAAAUUCGAACGAGUCCACCUCGGACACGACGUCGUCCCACACCAAGGAACCGGACUACGAUGCCACCCUGGAGACGGAUCGCAGCAAGCGGUUCGAGUUUCUGCUCAAGCAGACGGAAAUUUUUGCCCAUUUCAUGACGGCGGCGCCGACGAAGAGUGCCGCGAGUCCACCGGCCAAGGCCAGCGGAAGCAAGAGCAAGAAAAAGGGGGAUAAAAAGGAGGAGAGGACAAGGACAAGAAGGCGUCGACGGGGAAGGAGAUCCGGGAGAUGGACCAUUUCCGAAGCUCUGGAAGCACGCAUUCAUGUUUCCGGUACACAAGAAAGGCGAUAA
Molecule: messenger RNA, 375 nt
Organism: Culex quinquefasciatus (southern house mosquito)
Lineage: Eukaryota; Metazoa; Arthropoda; Insecta; Diptera; Culicidae
Product: chromatin-remodeling complex ATPase chain Iswi
Exons: 3
Coding region: 1-375 (124 amino acids)
Source: RefSeq, a predicted model, not a curated record